GCAGCCGGGUCCCCAGAACCCGCCGUGACCAUGGAGGCCAGAGCGCUCUGGCUGCUGGCGCUGGUCCUGGCCUUGGGGACCUCCAGCUCGUCCGCGCAGGCGCAGUACGUGGGCCUGUUGGAGAGCCAGUGUGCCAUCCCGGCCAAGGACAGGGUGGACUGCGCUUACCCCGAGGUCACCCCCGAGCAGUGCAACAACCGGGGCUGCUGCUUCGACUCGAGCAUCCCCGAGGUGCCCUGGUGCUUCAAGCCUCUGCAGGCGACAGAAUGUACAUUUUGAAGCCACGCCCACUGUCCUGGACACCAUGGGAGGUGAAUUUCCACACUCUGACGUCCUGCCUGCUCAUCUCUGCUUUGCUAGUCCCUGCUCCUGGCCAGGCUCUGGCUGAAAGCUAAUGCCUGGGACCCGAUGUUUUAAAGAAUAAAGAUCCACGCUCAGCAUGAGGACAGGUCUCUAUUCCUGA
Molecule: messenger RNA, 463 nt
Organism: Eptesicus fuscus (big brown bat)
Lineage: Eukaryota; Metazoa; Chordata; Mammalia; Chiroptera; Vespertilionidae
Gene: TFF3
Product: trefoil factor 3
Exons: 3
Coding region: 31-279 (82 amino acids)
Biological process (GO): maintenance of gastrointestinal epithelium
Source: RefSeq, a predicted model, not a curated record